CAGAUAUGCCUUAAACAAGGAAAAUGUUUCACAUUCCUUAUUUGAAGAGAGAGGCAGAGAAAUGGACGAGGCUCAGAAAUCUACUUCUCCGUCGACUACAACAACCGAACAUUUUUUUAACGACGAUCUAGUUAAAGAUUUGUUCAAAGAGGUUGAACAUUCACAGCUCGAAGAAAGAGGGUGGCGAAAUUUAAGAUGCGCUAGUUUUCAUCCUAGCGAUCCCGUUUUGGCCUGUGGGCUGAUGGAUGGUGACGACGGACGAGUGGUGCUGCUGAAGGGGCUCAAUCAUUCUGUUCCAUUUUCAAAUUGGGAAAUCGAACGGCAACUUGAAUGUGAGAAAGAAUCAAUGUAUUCUCUCGGGUGGAACUUAGACGGAACCCAAUUAGCCGCUAGCUGCUGGUUAGGCAAAAUCUUUGUUUGGCGCUAUCCCAGUGGUGAACUUUUGUUUGAGAAGAAACAUCCGUCGACUCACCCGAAACUGUAUUGGAAUCGAUUCAAUCGGGACAUAUUGGCUACUUUGUACGACAACGGAACGAAGGUUGUUGGUAACGGCAAAGAAUUGCUGAUUUGGAAUACUGCACUAAAAAAUCCCAAUACCCACAAUAUAGCAUCAGAAUUUGAUUUCUGUUGUAUUGAUUGGAUGUCGUAUAAUCGAUUCGCUUGUGGCUAUGAUAAUGGGACGAUUGAAAUGCGUCACAUAAACGAGGAAUCGAUGAAGAACAAUCAACAAGGAAUAACGUCAAUAAUUUUUGGGAAGAAGCAAUCGAUAGUAAGAUCAACUAAAGUUCUCAAAACCUUCAUUCACAAUUUUAUCGGCGAAGUACGGUGCGUGGCUUGGAAUGAGAUAUUGAAAAUUUUAGCUUCGUGUUCAUGGGACGGAUGGAUCCAGAUUUGGUCGAAAGAAAGUGACAGCCCUAUUUAUAGUUUGGAGGUGAAAUGUGAUGCUUUCAGUUUGGUUUGGAGUCCUAGAGGAAUCAGAAUGGACGAUAGAAUAGAAGCUCCAGAAAUACCUUUUAUCGCAUGCGGAUUAAGAAACGGAUCGAUCGUUCUCUGGUCUCCGUUGGAAAGUGAAAUGGAACCCAGGUAUCUCGAAAAGCAUACUAGUCAAGUCCAGCAAGUUUUGUUUUCACCGGACGGAAUGUUCCUCGCAUCUGACGCCUAUUUGGAGAAAGCGAUUGUCUGGUCCACAAAGAAUUGGGAGAACCUGACUGGCAGUACCUUCUCCAAUCCAGCAGGGGAUUUUCCAUAUCAACUGUCGUGGGAUGCAAGCAGUCGUAAGUUGGCGAGUCAAGAUCUUCCAGAUGUGGGCGAUGAUUUAUUCCGACAUUCUAGGGUAACAACGAAAUUAUUUACUAAUCAUUUUAAGAAACGAAUGACAGGCGUAAUUAAUCCAUCCACUGUUCCACUCCAGUUACGGCUGAUUUCCUACGUUACCGAAAAAGGAACCUAACAUGUGUUUCGAAUAUGUACCUGUACCAUCAAUAACUCCAAAUGCAAUCGUGAGUAUUGCGCAAGUAGUUACAAGGCAUCUAUGGCUUAACAUGGUUAAUUUGUGCCUGUAAUACAUUUUAGAAGGAAGCUAAACACUACAGAAAUGAUUUAUUAUUUAAAAACUGCAACAUGAUUAAGUUUACC
Messenger RNA from Daphnia pulex (common water flea), 1635 nucleotides. RefSeq names its product F-box-like/WD repeat-containing protein ebi. The record is from RefSeq and is a predicted model, not a curated record. The transcript has 8 exons. The coding region runs from base 62 to 1450 and encodes 462 amino acids. Gene Ontology annotation, cellular component: histone deacetylase complex. Gene Ontology annotation, molecular function: protein binding; transcription corepressor activity. Lineage: Eukaryota; Metazoa; Arthropoda; Branchiopoda; Diplostraca; Daphniidae. Gene Ontology annotation, biological process: regulation of transcription by RNA polymerase II.